Molecule: messenger RNA, 837 nt
Organism: Alternaria atra
Lineage: Eukaryota; Fungi; Ascomycota; Dothideomycetes; Pleosporales; Pleosporaceae
Exons: 2
Coding region: 1-837 (278 amino acids)
Source: RefSeq, a predicted model, not a curated record
AUGGCCCACCAUAUCCUCCUCAUCGGCGGCCACGGCAAGAUCGCCCAGAUCCUUACACCACUCCUUCUGGCGAAAUCAUGGAACGUGACCAGUAUGAUACGUACUGCUUCUCAACAACCAGCAAUUGAGAAGCUGGGACAAGGACAACCCGGAAAGCUGCAAGUGCUGGUCAAUAGUGUGGCGGACGUGAAGAGCGAGGGGGAUGCGAAGAGCAUCUUGGAGCAGGUUAAACCGGAUUGGGUUGUCUGGAGCGCUGGGGCCGGCGGCAAGGGCGGCGCGGAGAUGACGUUCGCAGUCGACCGUGACGCAGCUAUCGCUUUCACAAAAGCCAGCAUCCACACACCUUCCAUCAAGAAGUUUCUGACCGUAUCCUACCUGUCUUCCCGCCGCAGUCGCGCACCUUGGUGGAGUGAUGAGGAUUGGAAGGCUGCGCAAAAGGUCAACACGGAGAUUUUGCCGAACUAUUUCAAAGCUAAGGUUGCAGCCGAUGAGGUCCUCACCAUCCUUUCUCAAGACCGAGUACAGAACGAGGAGAAAGAUGGUGUGCCCACCAAUGAGCGCUUCUGUGGGAUCAGCUUGAGGCCCGGUACGUUGACGGAGGAACCGACUGGCAAGGUAAAGAUGGGAAAGAUUGGAGCGGGUGGCAAGACGAGCCGUGCGACGGUUGCAGAGAGUGUGAUCAGAGUCCUGGAGACUGAUGGGUUGAGGGGUUGGGUUGAUAUUAUCGAUGGUGAUAAGGCCAUCGAAACGGCAGUAGAGAAGUAUGUCAAGGAGGCGCAGGAUGCUGCUGAGGGCGAGGAUCUAGAGGACAUGAGGAAAAGGGUUGAGAAGCUGUAG